Molecule: messenger RNA, 888 nt
Organism: Harmonia axyridis
Lineage: Eukaryota; Metazoa; Arthropoda; Insecta; Coleoptera; Coccinellidae
Product: putative carbonic anhydrase-like protein 1
Exons: 2
Coding region: 105-689 (194 amino acids)
Cellular component (GO): plasma membrane
Molecular function (GO): carbonate dehydratase activity; zinc ion binding
Source: RefSeq, a predicted model, not a curated record
UAGAAAUAUUACAUUUUGACACCCAUACACAUCAACAAAUAAAAUGUCGUUCAAGAAAAAUUCUCAGUGAUUCAAUUAAAAUCGAGUCAAUAAAAACCUGGAAGAUGUCAAACAAACCCUGCUCAUGUGGUGCUAAAAAAGGAAACUCAUCUGCAAUAUCUUCACCCAUCAACAUCAUCGAAAAAGAUGUAAAACCGGCUCCAGAUGAAUACAAAGAAGCCUUCGAAAUUACCGGCCUGGACAAGAUGCUGUGCACCGAAAUCAAAAACGAUGGAGAACAGAUCAUGCUGAGGAUUUGUCCUAAGCAGAGCCCUGUUAUUAUCGGAGGGGCACUCAGUCACUCCGAGUACAUUAUCGAUCGUAUCGACUUUCACUGGGGCUCUUCCCAUACCAUCAACAACGAAAGAUUUCCACUGGAAACGCACAUCUUUAUGUACUGCACUGAGUUUUCAGGAAUCGACCAAGCUAUUGAAAAGGAGGGCACAGCAGCUCUAUCUAUUUUAUAUGAAUUCUCAGACAUAACAAGUUGUGGAAUCUGCAAAUUGAUUCCAUUCGUGACUCAAAUCAGCAAAUGCGUGGACAAACCAAUUCCUUAUUGUACACAGGAUCCACAACUUUUCCGUCCUAUCAACCUGGGGUUGAGUGGACUAUUUUCCAGGAGAAGCUGCCUAUUACCAGGAUGGACCUAGGAUUAUUUACAAAUAUCUGUAACUCAUGUGGAAAUUUGAUUGUGUCAAAUUUCAGACCGGUACAACCGAUUCCACCAGGAGGAGAAGUGUUUGUUGUUUCAGAUGGCAAAGAUUGCGUGUGCUCCUCGAAGAAAUAGGCAUACCUGCAGUGAUUCUGUUCUAAAGAAAUUGAUAAAAUAAAGUUUACUGAGAACCCGUA